Messenger RNA from Neoarius graeffei (lesser salmon catfish), 3465 nucleotides. It is a transcript of the gene ccdc71, whose product is annotated as coiled-coil domain containing 71. Bases 280 to 1335 code for a protein of 351 amino acids. The record is from RefSeq and is a predicted model, not a curated record. NCBI's taxonomy places the organism in Eukaryota, Metazoa, Chordata, Actinopteri, Siluriformes, Ariidae. The transcript is spliced from 2 exons.
GCGCUCCACCCACAUGUUCGAACCGUUACAGUGGGCUAUAUACCAUGCCCCAUGCCACGAUGUGUUCACAGAUUUCACAUCAUAUCAUCAUGUCAGCCAUCCCAAGAGUAAUCACUUUUGGCUUCAAGGGCUACUGCCUAGAAGGUAAACGACGAACGGCGCAGUGCAAGAUUUGCAACGUGACGAUUUCUGACAGCCAGACCACGACCUCCAAUUUCGUUCGGCAUUUGAAGAUCCAUUCUGCCCAACACCUGAAGCCUUUAUGCAUCCCAUCUGUGGAUGGGUACCAUGAAUUGUGAAGAACCAAAUGUGGAGAGGGCUGUUCUCUCCUGGUCCAGAUUUGCUACAGCUGGACAGACUGCCCUCAAGGAGGCCCUGAAGGUCUUCAAUCCCAUUUCCCAGGACCUCUCAGAGACAGAGAAGCAAAUGGUAUCUUUUCUUCAGGCAUUAAAAGAUGAAGGGCGUAAACCAGUGGUGCUAAGAAGCAAAGAUGUAUAUGGAUAUAGGUCUUGCACGGCACGGUCCGUUACAACAGAGGUUGGCAGUAGGGUUCCAAGAGUACAAAAACCUUGUAAGAAACGAGGUCGAAAGACUCUGAUGAAGAAUAAGGAUGCCAGUUCCUCAGCUUUCGGUACAACCACCAAGGCCAUCUUACAAAACCAGCCCAAGAUUCUACUGAACAAUCUCUCAGUAGAUACUCUCAAGCAGACUGUUUCACCAAAACCAUCAGUGCCGAUUCCAAGUUCUGUUCAAGUGCAGCAGUGCCUGAAAUUAACAAACAUAAAGGGUGUUACUGGGGGCCAUACUGCAAGGUUGCAAAUUCACUUUGGUGUGGACUCACAAAGCAUGAUCAGUCCCAGUAUCCAGUGUCCACCAACACUCUCUGGGAUACCACAUUCUCCUUCAGAAAACAUCACUCAAACAUCAAGUGUAGUAGCUUUGGACAAUAAAAGAGUUUUGUCUUGUCCAGUUAAAGUGGAUGAUGCCCUCAUUGGAGAUUCUGCCCCAAUUGUUUAUCAAAACGGUAUUAGUCUGAAAGAAGGUAAAAAGGUCCAGAUAAUAUCGGGUAAGUCUGCUGUGAUGAGUAAUGUUUUGAACUGUGAGGACAGCGAUUCAAUGAGGAGGCUGAACUGCCAAGGUUUAGGUUGGUCCCAGCCAGCACUCCUCACAAAUGGCCAAGACAUGCCUAAACUGAAUGGAAAUAGUCUUCAGUGGAAAGUCAUCAAAGUGGAUGAGUCGGUCACUGAUGAGGAGGUGAGGAAAGAGGCUCAGAAAAUCUUGCGAGUCAAUUUGUCACCUGUGAUACAGAUUCAUCCACUUGUACACUCUGUAUAGACUAAAGAGAUCAAAAGUGACUUUUAUAUCCACAUAUACUAUUAGAAUUUCUUAUACUGGGAUGCUACUUGGAUCAAAACAUGAUUAUUUCAGUCUGAGUUGGGAGUCUUAUCUCAAAUUAUGCAUUUUUCAUAUGUAUGACCAACUUUGGUGAUCCAAAGAGGGAAAUGUUUGAUUUUCUGUUGCAUAAGUGUUUCUUUUACUCAUUGGAAUUUUGCCUUGAUUUUGAUAAAGUAAACUAAAAGAAAUGACCACAUUGUAUCACUAUGCAGUGUUCCUAUAUGUCCUUUCACUGCUUGCUUUUUUUUUUUUUUUUUUUUUUUGGAGCAGGCUCCCUGAGAAACAAGAAUUUACAAAAUUUAAGUGUCAGGUUUAAAGAGAUGAGAUGAUGCGUUGUUAUAAUUUGUUAGCUAUAUUUCAGUUUGCUAUUGUUUUUCGAAAUGCCUUGGCUAUGUUUGGUCAGUGCACAAGUCUGUAGGCAUAGACUGCAUUAAUAUUUUAAUGGUUCAUGGGGGGUAGGGUUAUGUUGAUUCCCUAGUUAGUUACAUGGAGUUCCUAGGUUGUCACAGGGAGUCUUGCUUGUUCAACACCAUUUGUAUGUUGAAGAUUGGUUCAAAUAACAGUGGCUUGAGUUGGAGGCACUUUUACCAAAAAAGAGGGGGGGGGAAUUAUUCGACACUGAAUAUUGAGUACAGAUUUGAUUUUUUUUUUUUUUUUUGUGGCCACAGAAUUGCUUAGUAUUUUUCCUCCUUCAACAGACCUGCUUUAAUUCAACAGCUAAUCAGAUGUAUUAGCGCACAGAAAAAUCUAAACUCAUCUGUAGUCUAGCUUUACAGGACUGAAGCUGCUCUGCAUUUUUUUUUUCAUGUUCUUGAUACAUGUCUAUAAUAAUGUGCAAGUUACUUAUUACUAAUUUGAAUCUUAAGUUAAUUACCACAACUCCUGGGACAUUAUUUCCCCUGAGACACCGAGCGGUUCUCCUCUUGCUUGUCAGCAUAGACCAUAAACAGCAAGUGUAGCUGCAGCUUGAGGGGAGAGUAUAGAUGUUGAGAGCAUCACUACAAACAUUCAGCCAAGAGAACUGGAAAUGGUGUAGGCCUAGUCAGGAUGUAGUAGUGCAUAAUAAUUGAAAAAAUCCUUACCCCCUAUACCAUUUAAUAGAUCAGGAGCACUGUUAAUCAGAGAGCAAAAGAAAUAGCCACUUUUUUUGUGACAUUUGUAUUUUAGUGUACAUUUCCCUCCAUUUUUAAAAAUGAGAACACUGGUAUUUUGGUGCUCAGUGAUUAUAAUGUUACCAUAGCCACUAGCAUUCUCACUUCCUAACAUUGAUGACACAGAACCUAAUUUAACUUUAAAAAGAACAUAUUGACAAAUCUUUCUGGUUCCCGUUUUAAUGUCUUGGCUAAUGACUGAUCUGGGUGAGAAUCGAGCUUAGCAUCUUCUCAGCCUUCAGUCAGCAGAAUUUGCAAUGGCGUUCCAUCCAGUUUAACAAAAUCCCUAAAUAUUUGGGCUUGAACAUCCCAGCAGUUCUGUUUCUCUGUACUUUUUUGUGUCCAUGUUGUCAUGUUGACGAACACCCCCCCCCCCCCCCCCCCCACACACACACACACACACCAAGAUUUCCCCAAAAAAAUACUGGCUAAAAUGUUCAUUUUGAGGUCGUAUAUACAUAUCUUUAUUUUUUUUCCUCUAAUGAUUCUCUAUAUACAUAGCUUGAGCUUAGAUAUGGAUGUAUUUUUUAAGACUAUUGCAGUGUAAAUGUCAGCAGAUGUUCAUGAUCUUUUGCAGAAUCUAACUGUAAACUCCUUAAAUACUGCAGUUUUUACAGAACACUUUACCUGUGUACACCAGUUGAACCAUUUCAGAUGAGCAUUCAACUGUUCCUCGUGACUUUGUUAUUGGAAUAAUCUUGUGUUGGGAGAAGGACGUUAUGCAGAAAGCCACAAAACACCUUUUAAAGCUAUUUCAGUCUGCAACAGAACCCAGUGCUGAGACAUCUAGAACAACUUCAUCUUUUAUUACUGACUAAUCUUUUUCAUUCAGUUGAAUCUGUGACCUUGAACUGUAAAAUGUCAGUGUUGUAUCUUUAGUUAAUAUUAAGAAGUUGUGAAUUAAAGUAUUUAAAAAUGA